This is a messenger RNA of Vigna unguiculata (cowpea), 1653 nucleotides long. RefSeq lists its product as uncharacterized. Lineage: Eukaryota; Viridiplantae; Streptophyta; Magnoliopsida; Fabales; Fabaceae. The record is from RefSeq and is a predicted model, not a curated record.
AACUUUCCUUUUGUGUUUGUCUCUCCAACCAAACACUUCCCAGGUCACCACAUGAAUAUAAUCACCUCCACUCACUCCAGAACCUUCCAUUGUUUCAGUCUUUCAAAAUUAGCCCAACAUUUAAUCUUUAAUUUUAGUUUUUAAUUUCUAAAAUAUUCUGUUUAUUUCUUUUUUCUGUGUUUCGAUGGGAGCUGUGACCUCCUCCAUGGCGGCGAAGUUUGCGUUCUUUCCGCCGGAUCCGCCGUCGUACACGGUGGCGGAGGAGGCGGAUGGGAGGGCGAAGAUGGUGGAGGUGGCGACGAGGGAAAACGUCGACGUUUUGAAGGUGCGCACGGAGAGAGGGAACAGUGUUGUGGCGAUGUAUAUUAAGAACCCGACGGCUUCGUUGACUUUGCUUUACUCGCACGGUAACGCCGCUGAUCUGGGUCAGAUGUACGAGUUGUUCAGCGAACUGAGUCUCCACCUCCGAGUUAACCUCAUGGGUUAUGACUAUUCUGGAUAUGGACAGUCAUCUGGGAAGCCUAGUGAGCAGAACACUUAUGCAGAUAUAGAAGCUGUUUAUAAAUGCCUGCAGGAGAAGUAUGGGGCAAAAGAGGAAGAUAUUGUUCUGUAUGGUCAAUCUGUUGGUAGUGGACCAACUAUAGAUUUGGCUUCUCGUUUACCAAACCUUAGGGCUGUGAUUCUCCACAGUCCAAUCUUAUCAGGCCUUCGUGUCAUGUAUCCUGUGAAGCGCACAUACUGGUUUGACAUUUACAAGAACAUAGAUAAAAUUCCCUUGGUGAAUUGUCCAGUUCUUGUGAUUCACGGAACAGCUGAUGAUGUAGUGGAUUGCUCCCACGGGAAGCAACUUUGGGAAAAUUGUAAACAGAAGUAUGAACCCUUGUGGAUUAAAGGAGGAAACCACUGUGAUUUGGAACUUUACCCUCAAUAUAUAAAGCACCUCAAGAAAUUCGUUACAGUCAUCGAGAAGUCACUACAUCAAAAAACAGGAUCUGGUCAUAUUCCUGAUCCACAGGACAAACCAAGGAACAGCAUAGAUUUUCGGGAGAAAUCCAGGCCGAGCAUGGAUCUUAGGGAGAAUUUGAGGAGUGUUGAUCAGAAAGAAAAGCCUGGUGCAAGCACAGUCACUGACCAUAAAGAGAAGUCAAGAGCCAGCAUAGAUAGGAGAGAUAAAUCAAGAAAGAGUAUUGAUCGCCCUGAGAAGGCAUAUCAUGGAGCAGAUAUACCUGAAAAAGCUAGAAAUAGUAUUGACCGCUUUGGGGAGAUGGUGAGAUCUGUUGGAUUGUGCAACAUUGAUUGUUUCAGGCCCACAGCCACUCAUGCAUAAAGAAGAUGGUGGAGCGUAUGCAGAGCUUGUAUUUUUCUCAUUAAUUAUUUGAUUGGCUGCCUUUGCCAAGGUCUGUGCCCUUGCCUUGGAAAGAGGUAGCCUACCCUGGCCUUUAACUUUUUCUCUUUCCCAAUAUAUAUAUGAUUGGUUGGUGGGUUAUCUGGGGUUAGGUAAAUGUUUCAUUGUGUCUGAUUGAUAGGAAAGUAAUUUAACCAAGUAGAUCAUGUAGCCCAAAAAUCACCUCCGAGUUCAACUUAAUAAUCUAACCUUUGUGGACGUGCUAACAUAGAUGCAUUGAGUUUGAUUCUAUUCUUGGCUUAUGGCUC